Messenger RNA from Symphalangus syndactylus (siamang), 1829 nucleotides. It is a transcript of the gene ERCC1, whose product is annotated as ERCC excision repair 1, endonuclease non-catalytic subunit. Lineage: Eukaryota; Metazoa; Chordata; Mammalia; Primates; Hylobatidae. Gene Ontology annotation, cellular component: nucleus; nucleotide-excision repair factor 1 complex; ERCC4-ERCC1 complex. Gene Ontology annotation, biological process: UV-damage excision repair; mitotic recombination. Gene Ontology annotation, molecular function: single-stranded DNA binding; damaged DNA binding. The record is from RefSeq and is a predicted model, not a curated record.
AAGACAAAAUUUAUAAGACCAAUACAUUCACAAAAAAAACAUUCCAUUUCCUUAGUAAUCAGAGAGCUGCAAGUUACAAGUGUGAUCCUAUCCUUUCAGGAAGUGACUAAUACUAACUCAUCAGCCAGGCCCCUACUCAGAUGUCCCUUCCUCCAGGAAGCCCUUCCGGACUCCGGGGCUGAGUCAGGGGCUCCCCCGACCCCCAUCCCACGACUCUCCCGGGAUCUUCUAUCCCAGACCUGCCCAUUCUGGGUCAUCACUGGGAACGUGUCUGUGUCCCUUACUGAACCGUAAGCUCCGGGAGGACAACACGGGGCUGUCGUUGGUCACUGCUGUGUCACCAGCACAGACUCGCACAGGACCGGGAAGAGAGGAAGCGCGUGGGGGGAAUAGGUGUGGAAUAAAUGAAUGAAUGGGGAAACUGAGGCCAAGUCAAUGUCUCAGUGGGAUUCAGACUUAAGUCUCUCCUUACUGAGAGGAGGAACAAAGUUGGAUCUCCUGCGAUCUCUUCUCCACUGAGCCCUGCCAGGAUUCCGGGCACACGGAAGCGCUCAGUAAGGGCUUUGGAACUGAACAGUUUGGGAGCCAGAUCCUCUGAGGCCACAUCUCUCUCCGGCCACGACCUCCACGGUCCUCCAGGACCAUAGAGAGUUGUACAGAGAUCGCCCUGCUCUAUGCUCUACUCUCCUGGGGAGCGGGGCCAGAGAGGCCGGAAGUGCGGCGAGCCCUGGGCCGCGCUGGCUGUGCUGGCGGUGGGCCGCCUCGAUCCCUCUCCAGUCUUUCCCUUGAGGCUCCAAGACCAGCAGGUGAGGCCUCCGGGCGCUGAAACCGUGAGGCUCCAGAUGGACCCUGGGAAGGACAAAGAGGGGGUGCCCCAGCCCUCAGGGCCGCCAGCAAGGAAGAAAUUUGUGAUACCCCUCGACGAGGAUGAGGUCCCUCCUGGAGUGGCCAAGCCCUUAUUCAGAUCCACACAGAGCCUUCCCACUGUGGACACCUCGGCCCAGGCAGCCCCUCAGACCUAUGCUGAAUAUGCCAUCUCACGGCCUCUGGGAGGGGCUGGGGCCACGUGCCCCACAGGGUCAGAGCCCCUGGCAGGAGAGACCCCUAACCAGGCCCUGAAACCCGGGGCAAAAUCCAACAGCAUCAUUGUGAGCCCUCGGCAGAGGGGCAAUCCCGUACUGAAGUUCGUGCGCAACGUGCCCUGGGAAUUUGGCGACGUAAUCCCCGACUAUGUGCUGGGCCAGAGCACCUGUGCCCUGUUCCUCAGCCUCCGCUACCACAACCUGCACCCAGACUAUAUCCAUGGGCGGCUGCAGAGCCUGGGGAAGAACUUCGCCUUGCGGGUCCUGCUCGUCCAGGUGGAUGUGAAAGAUCCCCAGCAGGCCCUCAAGGAGCUGGCUAAGAUGUGUAUCCUGGCCGACUGCACACUGAUCCUCGCCUGGAGCCCCGAGGAAGCUGGGCGGUACCUGGAGACCUACAAGGCCUAUGAGCAGAAACCAGCGGACCUCCUGAUGGAGAAGCUAGAGCAGGACUUCGCCUCCCGGGUGACUGAAUGUCUGACCACCGUGAAGUCAGUCAACAAAACGGACAGUCAGACCCUCCUGACCACAUUUGGAUCUCUGGAACAGCUCAUCGCUGCAUCGAGAGAAGAUCUGGCCUUAUGCCCAGGCCUGGGCCCUCAGAAGGUAAGAGCUCUGGGAAAGAACCCAAGGAGUUGGGGGAAGGAGGGAGCCCCAAAUAAACACAACCUGAGACCCCAAAGUUUUAAGGUGAAAAAAGAACCAAAGACCAGACACAGUGGCUUCCGCCUGUAAUCCCAACACUUUGGG